Molecule: messenger RNA, 616 nt
Organism: Paramecium pentaurelia
Lineage: Eukaryota; Ciliophora; Oligohymenophorea; Peniculida; Parameciidae
Source: the annotation of a GenBank genome assembly
AUGAAAUUAAGAAUAGAACAGAAUAAAUCUCUUUUAGGAAUAACUAAAAUUUUAUAAAUAUUUCUUUCCAUAUUAAUAGUUUUAAUUCCUAUUCUUACUAUUGUUUCAUUGAUUUUAGAAACAUAUGUUAAUAACAUAAGAGAAUAUUGUUUAGGUGCUUUAACUAUUUUAAGUACUGUUUCUUUUGCAUUUAUUUGCAUUAUUCUAUAUUCGAAACUUAAAGAUUAAUAUAGUGUUGGUGAUCAUUAUAGAGCUGUAAAUUUUAAUAUAUAUAAAUUUUAGAAUUUAAAAUUUUUAUCAAUAGCAGUAAUAAUUUGUACAUUACUUCGACCAUCAUUUAAUUUUUUAUUUUCUUAAGAAUUCUUUUGGAAAUUGAAACCUGGAUUACAAUGUCUUGUAAAUAAUGAUAGUAAUGCAUUUAUAACAAGAUUACCUGAUUAAGGUUUUACUUGGUAUAAUAUAUUAAUAUAUAAAUAGGGCAAUCUUUUAAUUAAUCUAUUCUUGUAUAACUGAUUUCAUUCCUAUUUAUAUAUUAUCUUUGUUAUUUUCUCCAAAUAUAACAAAAAGAAAGACUUUGGUAAAUGUAAGCGAUGGAUGGGAUACUGGUUUAGAAUGA